CGCUGAGGGGGAGCUAACGGCAUCGCCCCCGCCGCGCCGGGUGUGGGGCGGGCGGGCGGCACCGCCGCUCCGGGAGGGGCGGGGGCCUCCCCCUCGCACCCCGAGCCCGGGCUCGGGCUCGCCGGCCCCCUCCCCGCGGCGGUGGCGGGCCUGGCCGCUCUGCGGCAGCGGCGGGAGGCGGCCCCGGCCCCUGUGCCGGCUGGGGGGGGCUCCGCCGCGGGGGGUGCGGGGCCGCUGGGCCAAGGCGCCCCCUUUCCCGCAGCAGCAGCAGCGAAGGCCGUUUCCGAGCGGGGCUCCGGCCGGGGGCAGGGCAGGGCAGGGCCGCUCCUCCCCGCCCGGCCCGGGGCACGGCGCCCCCCGCACCGCCCGGCCAGGCCGCAGCCGAGCUGCGGGUUCCCCCCCCCGGGCGGGCCGUGCACCCCGGCCCCCUCGGCAGCCUCCCGGGGCUCUAGCGAGUGACAGCAGCGUCGUCUGCGGUAACCGCGGGCCACGAUGGCGGCAUCAAACCUGGAGAACCAGCUGCAGAGCGCCCAGAAGAACCUGCUGUUCCUGCAGCGCGAGCACGCCAGCACGCUGAAGGGGCUGCACGCUGAGAUCCGGCGCCUGCAGCAGCACUGCACAGAUUUAACCUACGAACUGACUGUAAAGAGUUCAGACUUGUCAGGAAAUGGUAGUUCAAGAAGCGAUGAACUCAAAAGAAAGUGCAAAGAUCUUGAAGCUCAGCUGAAAGCCAAAGAGGCUGAAAAUAAUGAAUUAUUGAAAGAACUCGAACAAAAGAAUGCAAUGAUAAUGGUGCUGGAAAACACUAUUAAAGAAAGAGAAAAGAAGUACUUGGAAGAGUUAAAAAUGAAAAGCCAUAAGCUCAAUAUGCUGUCGAGUGAACUAGAGCAGAGAGCGAGCACUAUUGCGUAUUUGACUUCUCAGCUGCAUGCUACGAAGAAGAAGCUGAUGAGUUCAGGUGGGACUUCAGAGGGGACCCCUUCUGGCAGUCCCGUGUUGUCCAGCUAUAAGCCGUCCCCUCCCAAAGAUAAACUGCCGGAGACCCCACGGCGCAGGAUGAAGAAGAGCCUGUCGACGCCACUGAACCCCGAGUUUGAAGAGGCCUACAGAAUAGGGUCGGAGAGCCGGAAGCUGCUGUUACGAGAGCCGGUGGAUGCCAUGCCCGAUCCCACCCCCUUUCUCUUGGCCAGGGAAACAGCAGAGGUGCACCUCAUUAAGGAGAGGCCGUUGGUUAUUCCACCUAUUGCUUCAGAUCGUGCACCUGGCGAAUCACACAGCCCUGCCCGUGAGAAGCCGCACAAGGCCCACAUUGGGGUGGCGCAUCGCAUCCACCACGUUGCGCCGUCCCAGCCGCAGCCGGAGGUUGAAACACUGGCAGUGGAUCCGGUCCAUGGCAGCAAGGUGGUCAGAAAGCACUCAGGGACAGACAGAACUGUUUGAGUAGAAUCACUGAAAUGCUCUGUUCUGUUGCUGUUUAUGCACUGUGAUCCUGUAGGAUACAUAGCACCUGCAGUAACGUUUCUUUUGAUGCCCCAUGCAUGCCAAACUUGUUCCAGAUACAUCAUAAAUAGAUUACGCUCCUCUAAUGAAACCUAAUAGGACUGUGUUCAUGUGGCAAGGUAAAUAACUACUAAAGCUGUGGCCAAAUCAGGGGUACCUGAGCGCUUGCUUCUGAGCACUGCUCCAUGUAUUGUAACUACACGUGUGGACAAAGGCACGGCCUGCGUUAGUAGUCGAUGUUAGUGAAAGAAACUGAACUCUAAACCUGCAGUGAUACGCACUGGCUGUUAACAUUGGAACUGGUGGUGGGUCUUAUGUCUGCACUGUGUACCUAAGCCCUUCACACACACACGCACAGACGAACCUCCCUGACGAAGCCUUUCUCAUAGUAGCAUUGAAAAUACUGUAGAUGUAUGUACACUUUAAACUGAACUAAGGACAGCUUUUCCCUCACGUGCACAUACUCUGAUGGCAAAUUCUGUCUGUAGGUUCUCUGUCUCAAAACUCAGAGUCCCAGCAAGCAUUACUUGAUUAAUCCUAAAUAAUUUGGUUUGUGGAUUUGUUUAAGUAACAAAUGGGGGGGGGGGGUGUGGGCUAAAGCAC
Falco peregrinus (peregrine falcon) is the source of this 2103-nucleotide messenger RNA. It is a transcript of the gene CCDC92, whose product is annotated as coiled-coil domain containing 92. The record is from RefSeq and is a predicted model, not a curated record. Gene Ontology annotation, cellular component: centriole. NCBI's taxonomy places the organism in Eukaryota, Metazoa, Chordata, Aves, Falconiformes, Falconidae. Bases 493 to 1440 code for a protein of 315 amino acids. The transcript has 4 exons.